CAAUAUUAAUGGCUCUUAAUUACGAGGACCGAGACACAUUGUUCAACUUCGUGGUGAAAGAAGGUAAUGGCAUUAAGGGUCUGAUAGACUCUGGCAUGUCUUGUGUUCCACAGCCUUUCGUCCAACCGCUCUCUGAGCGAAUCGCGACUCCAAACGCCCAAACGUGUGAAGCUGUCCAGCCAAUAGAUCUUUCCGAGCUAGAUGGUCCAGGCCACAAGGAGGUGGCCAAACAAAUCGUUGAAGCUGCCGAGACGCUUGGCUUCUUCCAGGUGGUGAACCAUGGUGUUUCGGUGGAGCUUCUUGAAUUGCUGAAAACGUCAGCUCAUGAGUUUUUCGAACAACCUCCUGAGAACAAAGCGGUUUAUCUAAAAGAAGUGAGUCCAAGCAACCUAGUUAAGUACGGGACGAGCUUCGUGCCAGAGAAAGAGAAGGCAAUUGAGUGGAAAGAUUAUGUGAGUAUGCGUUACACUAAUGACGAUGAGGCUCUUCAAAACUGGCCUCAACAAUGCAGAGAGGUGGCACUUGAUUUCCUAAAAUCCUCCAUGGCAAUGGUGAAAAGAAUAGUUGAAGUUUUGUUGGAGGAUGUAGGAGUGAUCCUAGAAGAGGAGAGAAUAAACGGUUUGAUGGGGACCAAGAUGGUCAACAUGAACUACUACCCAACAUGUCCUAGCCCCGAGCUGACUAUUGGCGUCGGUCGUCACUCCGACAUGGGGAUGUUGACGGUUCUAUUACAAGAUGGCAUUGGUGGUCUCUACGUUAAACUAGACAACGGUGAUUGGGCUGAGAUCCCUCCUCUCCAUGGAGCCUUAGUCAUCAAUGUUGGCGAUACUUUGCAGAUUCUAAGCAAUGGGAAGUAUAAAAGUGCGGAGCAUAGGGUUCGAACCACAGACAUUGGAUCGAGAGUCUCUGUGCCCAUUUUCACGGCACCUAAGCCCUCGGAGAAGAUCGGCCCGUUGCCGGAAGUGGUGGAACGUGACGGGGUUGCUCGUUACAAAGAGGUGUUAUUUCAAGACUACAUGAACAAUUUCUUCAGCAACCCACACGAUGGCAAGAAAUCUCUAGACUUUGCUCGUGCCGAUUGAAACAUUAUCACUCUUACCAGUUUCGACGUGCCAAAUUAACCACAGUUCGCGACGAUUUGUUUCCUUUUUAUGUUUGUUCGAUCCCAAUAAAAUAAAAAGCCUUCUUGUUUGUAUUCCAUAAAAGUAUAAAACGUACGUGAUCCAACUUAUUCCAUGAGCAUGGUUAACAGUGUCGAUCUUGAGAUAUUCAUGGUCCAAUACGAA
Messenger RNA from Eruca vesicaria subsp. sativa (arugula), 1286 nucleotides. NCBI's taxonomy places the organism in Eukaryota, Viridiplantae, Streptophyta, Magnoliopsida, Brassicales, Brassicaceae. The record is from the annotation of a GenBank genome assembly.